This is a messenger RNA of Cuscuta europaea, 2766 nucleotides long. The record is from the annotation of a GenBank genome assembly. NCBI's taxonomy places the organism in Eukaryota, Viridiplantae, Streptophyta, Magnoliopsida, Solanales, Convolvulaceae.
UGUUUUGUGUAGAUUUAUUUGCCAAAUAAGGCAAAUAAAGAAGUGUAAAGAUCUUUUUGGAAAUGGAAAGUGUAAAGAUCUUUCAGAACCGGAGGAAGUAUUUGACAAUUGAAUUUAUUCAUAGAAGGGAUUUUGCGCAUAAUUAAUUAAAAUACAAGAGAGUUUGACGUAUUUUUUAAAUCACAAGAACUAAUGCGCCGAAUUUUCAUAUCAGAACGUAAUUUGGUGCAUUAAACCUUAUUGAUACUUUGAAUAGUCUAUGAUCUAAAAAAUUGAACGGAAGCUUAUUUUGGUGGGAAGAAAUGUGAACUGAAAACUAAGGGAAAUGAGUGGCUGCUACUGCUGGUUGAUGCUAAAUGAUGCGGCUACCUUACAGGCCAUAGCACAAAUAGAAACAAAAUACACUAUAAUCAUUAUCCGCUUAUCCAUGAAAUUAUGCCCAUUACCAUGCUAUCUGGCAUCUGCUGAGUUACUGACUAGCCAGUAGGCAGUAGCUCACCAGCAGCUUUCGCCGCUUGCCCCGUCGUCCCUUCCUCCGAUCGACGCCGGUCGUUGCUAUUCCGCAGAAACUCGAAAUAAGGGCCCGACAGGAAUUUGACGAAAUCAGAUGAGAUCCUUCAAAAGUUUUUAUUUUUGAAGACAUGAGUAGUGUUUUCACUGCUGCUACGGUAGUUCGGAUUAACCUUAACAAUAAUCUGAUAUGGAGAUCAAAGCCGGCUGCCUUUGGUUCCCAGACCGACGGAGUAAUUCGUUUCACGACAUCCAAAAGGAGUAAUUUUUUCGUUUCCAGAGCAAGUGUCUCUUCUUCUACUCCAGACUCCGCCGGCGGGAACAAGAAAAAGAGGAGGAGGAGGACGAGGAAGAACAUCGGAAUCGACAAUGAUGAAGGCGAGGAGGUGAUCAAAAAUGGUAAUGAAGCCGUAAUUGCUACUAGCGAGGAGAAGGAUCAAUCGUCAUCAUCUUCUUCUUCUCCAGUUUCCGUCAUAAAGAGGCUCGACGACGUGAACCCAGUUGGGUUAGGGCGACGUUCCCGUCAAAUUUUCGAUGAGGUGUGGCGGAAAUUCUCAGGAUUAGGUCAGAUGUCCUCCUCGAGCCUCAUUGACGCUGAGGUUGGUCCGAUGUGCGAAUUCCCCACCCCAGGGGCUCAGAACACCACCAUCCUCAUCGUAGGAGCCACCGGCCGUGUAGGACGGAUCAUCAUACGGAAGCUCAUGCUCAGGGGUUACACAGUCAAGGCUCUGGUGAGGAGAGCCGAUGAAGAAGUGAUGGCAAUGCUUCCCACAUCUGUAAAGGUUGUGAUUGGGGAUGUGGGUGAUUCUUCAACUCUCAUCGAUGCCGUUCAAGGCUGCAACAAGAUCAUAUAUUGUGCAACCGCUCGCUCCACCAUUACACUGGAUCUCAAUAGGGUGGAUUAUCAGGGGGUUUACAACCUUACCAAAGCUCUCCAGGACUAUAAUAACAAGCUGGCACAGAUGAGGGCUGGAAAAAGUAGCAAAAGCAAGCUUUUAAUAGCAAAGUUCAAGUCUGAAGAUUCAUUGAAUGAGUGGGAAGUCCGUCAGGGGACAUACUUCCAAGAUGGAAUUGCUAUGAAGUAUGAUGGAGGGAUGGAUGCAAAUUUUGAGUUUACUGAAACUGGGGAUGCUGUUUUUUCAGGAUAUGUUUUUACACGAGGAGGGUAUGUUGAAUUGUCAAAAAAGCUUUCACUUCCUUUGGGAUACACACUUGACAGGUAUGAGGGCCUAGUAUUAUCUGUUGGUGGGAAUGGGCGGUCGUACAUAUUUAUUCUUGAAGCUGGUCCUUCAGCAGAUAAAACUGAAAGCAAAAUGUAUUUCACAAGAAUGAGCACAAAAGCUGGAUUUUGCAGGGUGAGAGUGCCAUUUUCUUCAUUCCGUCCUAUGACACCUGAGGAUCCACCUUUGGAUCCAUUCCUUGUACACACAUUGACUAUUCGUUUUGAGCCAAGAAGACAGAGACCAUCUGAAGGAUCUAAUGGGGUGAAGGAAGACUUGAGAAGCUUUAAACUAGUUUUGGAAUACAUUAAAGCUUUGCCUACAGGACAAGAAACAGACUUCAUCUUAGUUUCAUGUACAGGAUUGGGAAUAGAAUCUUCUCGAAGGGAGCAAGUUUUGAAAGCCAAGAGGGCUGGAGAAGACUCGCUGAGAAGGUCAGGCCUUGGAUAUACAAUAAUACGCCCUGGUCCCUUAAUGGAAGAACCUGGUGGCCAGCGUGCUCUUGUAUUUGACCAAGGAAAUAGAAUAUCUCAGGGAAUCAGCUGUGCAGAUGUGGCUGAUAUCUGUGUGAAGGCAUUGCAUGAUUCAACAGCCCGGAACAAAAGUUUUGAUGUAUGUUAUGAGUAUGUGCCGGAAUCUGGGAAGGAGCUUUAUGAGCUGGUUGCACAUUUACCGGAUAAAGCAAACAACUACUUGACGCCAGCACUCUCAGUCCUGGAGAAAAACACCUAAAAAGAUAUCAAAAAACCAGAAUCAGUAUUCAUGAUAAGGGGAGGGCAUUAUCGGUGUCAAACAGAAAGUUGUUUUCCAUAUAUAAAGCUAUAUGCACUUGCUGUAGUUUUUCGUUGGUGGUAUUGUGUGCAUGUAGUAUACUAGUAUGAUCCAGUUGUGUAUGCAAACUUAAUAGUUAGGGUUCAAACUCACAUUUUAGUAGUAUGCCAGUUUUUCAUUUACUUUCAACCAAUUCUUCAUAUCCAUUUCAAAACGAUUAAUAGGCUUAUUAGUUGCUAAUCAUAGUAAAAGUUGUGAUGAGGCA